GGACUGCAGCGGCGCCCGGCCCCGGAGAGCCGCAGGCAGCGGCUGGAGCGCGCAGCCGGACACUCGGGUCCCAGAAGCCGCGGACACCCCAAGAGGCAGCCCCGGCGCUCUGACACCUCCCUCGGCCCCCAGCGUGCCCCCAGCCCCCUCUGCAGAGGAGUCGCAGCGUGAGCGACCCCCCCAACCCACUCAGGACCAGCUCACAGGGAUUCGGACCAAAGACCUUUGUGAGCUUUGAUCUCCUGGCCUCUGCCCCCAGCCAUGAGCCGGCGUGUGGUUCGCCAGAGCAAGUUCCGCCAUGUGUUCGGGCAGGCGGCGAAGGCUGACCAGACCUACGAGGACAUCCGUGUGUCCAAGGUCACAUGGGACAGCUCCUUCUGCGCCGUCAACCCCAAGUUUCUGGCCAUCAUUGUGGAGGCUGGAGGUGGGGGUGCCUUCAUGGUCCUGGCUCUCACCAAGACAGGGCGAGUGGAUAAGAACCACCCACUAGUCACUGGGCACACUGCUCCUGUACUGGACAUCGACUGGUGCCCACACAAUGACAACGUCAUCGCCAGUGCCUCGGACGACACCACUGUCAUGGUGUGGCAGAUACCAGACUACACCCCAGUGCGGAACAUUACUGAGCCCAUCAUCACACUCGAGGGCCACUCCAAGCGUGUGGGCAUCAUCGCCUGGCACCCCACCGCCCGCAACAUCCUACUCAGCGCAGGUGGUGACAAUGUGAUCAUCAUUUGGAACGUGGGCACCGGGGAGGCCCUGCUGAACCUGGAUGACCUGCAUCCCGACGUCAUCCACAGCGUGUGCUGGAACAGCAACGGGAGCCUGCUGGCCACCACCUGCAAGGACAAGACCCUGCGCGUCAUCGACCCCCGCAAGAGCCAGGUGGUGGCGGAGCGAGCCCGGCCUCACGAGGGCGCCCGCCCGCUGCGGGCCGUCUUCACCGCGGACGGGAAGCUGCUCAGCACCGGCUUCAGCAGGAUGAGUGAGCGGCAACUCGCGCUCUGGGACCCGAAUAACUUUGAGGAGCCUGUGGCACUUCAAGAGAUGGAUACAAGCAACGGGGUCCUACUGCCCUUCUACGACCCCGACUCCAGCAUCGUCUACCUGUGUGGCAAGGGCGACAGCAGCAUUCGGUACUUUGAGAUCACGGAUGAGGCGCCCUUCGUGCACUACCUGAACACGUUCAGCAGCAAGGAGCCGCAGCGGGGCAUGGGGUUCAUGCCCAAGCGGGGUCUGGACGUCAGCAAGUGCGAGAUCGCCCGGUUCUACAAGCUGCACGAACGGAAGUGCGAACCUAUCAUCAUGACCGUGCCUCGCAAGUCAGACCUCUUCCAGGACGACCUGUACCCGGACACGCCGGGUCCGGAGCCGGCCUUAGAAGCCGACGAGUGGGUGUCGGGCCAGGACGCCGAGCCAGUGUUGAUCUCGCUGCGGGACGGCUACGUGCCCCCCAAGCACCGCGAGCUCCGGGUCACCAAGCGCAACAUCCUAGACGUCCGCCCACCCUCCGGGCCCCGCCGCAGCCAGUCGGCCAGCGACGCCCCGCUCUCGCAGCAGCACACAGUGGAGACAUUGCUGGAGGAGAUCAAGGCCCUGCGCGAGCGCGUGCAGGCCCAGGAGCAGCGCAUCACGGCGUUGGAAAACAUGCUGGUGGAGUUGGUGGACGGCACCGACUAGCGCAGCGUGGCCACAGGCGCCCCGCAGGGCGGCGGGGCGGGGCUGGCGCCCGGCUCCGCCCCACCCCGGCUUGGAUCGGGGCCUCUAGGCCUCGCCCCCUGGGCCCGGGCUGCGCCGGGGAGUGAGGACAGUGGAAAGUCGCGGCUGAUCCACGUGUAUCUGACUCAGGCAGGCCAGCGCUCCUCGUUCCUCUUGGGGACUACGCAAGAGCUGGCCUAGGGAGGCUCGGGAGGGGGGCAGGGAAACAAGGGGGCCAAAGCAACGGUGCUGCAUAGUGAGGCGGUGUCCCUCUCUGCACACCCCACCCCCAACCCCCUCCGCCUCCGUCCUGGGCUGGGGAAUUGCUUAUUAUUGAGGCGCUGGGACUGGGCUUCCCUUACCGGGUGGAGAUUCAGCGCUUCCCCCUCUGAUCAGCUCCUUAACCCCAUCGCUGGACGGGCGUCACCCAGUUGUACAGAGAUGGACAUAACCCGCUGGUUUCACAGCUGAAACCCACUAGCUGCCCCCAAUGGUCUAUGGCCAGGGGCCUCCUUUCUUCCCAGGGGCAGGGCAGAGGGCGGCACCUCCCCGCGGGAGGAAUGUCAUGAGGAAGUGUGUCACACACGUCCUCUGCUGUGGUCCUGGCGCUGAGGAAAACAAGUGUUGAAUGAA
Echinops telfairi (small Madagascar hedgehog) is the source of this 2331-nucleotide messenger RNA. RefSeq names its product coronin 6 (gene CORO6). The record is from RefSeq and is a predicted model, not a curated record. Lineage: Eukaryota; Metazoa; Chordata; Mammalia; Afrosoricida; Tenrecidae. Gene Ontology annotation, biological process: cell migration; actin filament organization. The transcript has 11 exons. Gene Ontology annotation, molecular function: actin filament binding. The coding region runs from base 262 to 1680 and encodes 472 amino acids.